AUGAUAUUAGUCCAAGAUGUCUUUAUUUUAUUCUUUACUAUCUAUUUAGUUCCAUGUGAAACUCUUAAAUGUUAUGAAUGUACAGGACAUAUACCUUGUGGACAAGGAGAAACUCAUCUUAUGGUUGAUUGUUCAGGAAAAUGUAUGGUCUAUAGAAAUCAAUAUGAUGGCGGCACUAUAAUCAGACGUUGUUGUACAAAUGAUUGUGGUGAAAAUGGUUUAAGUACUUAUGAAGGAAGAGAUCCAACUUAUUUUUGUUCUGAAGAUUUAUGUAAUGGUGCUAUUGCAGAUGGAAGGUUACCAGGAGCAACUGUUAAUCCAUUAUUAACAUCAACAACAUCAGUUUUAUUAACUACGAGUGAUGUGUCAUCACAACAGCCAAGUGCAUCUUUAAGUUGCUAUGAUUGUACUGGUUAUAAUCCACAAUGUGGUAUUGAUGAGUCGACAGUAAUUCAUGGUUGUCAAGCAUGUAUGGUUUAUCUUAAUCAAUUUGAUGGCAAUACAGUCAUUCGACGAUGUUGUACAUCAGGUUGUGGAUUAUCUGGAACUAUUGGUGAUUAUGAAGGUCGUAAAACAUAUUUUUGUUCUUCAAAUCAAUGUAAUGGAAUCGGAACGGAGACAAUACUUACUGGUGGAACAGCACCAUGGCCUACUUCAACGUCUUUCAUACAGACAACAACAACCAUCUCUGUACAAUCAACAUUUCAAUGUUAUGAUUGUUCAGGACCAGGUUGUGGUCUAGAAGGAUCACCUUUAUUCGCGAAUUGUCCUACAUGUAUGAUAUAUCGAAAUCCAGAUGAUCAAACAAGAAUUGAACGCCGUUGUUGUUGGUGGGCAUGUGGACCGCCGAAUGCUAUAAGUAUACACAAUGGAAAAGAAACUUAUUUUUGUUCAAAUGAUAAAUGUAAUGGACUGGGAUCGGAAAAUAUGCUUAGCCCUCCAGUGAUAACAACAACACCGUCAAGUAUUAUUACGCUAACUACUACUUCAACAACAACAACUGUGACAUAUUCUUCACCAACUUGUGUACUUAAUUGUCAAAAUGGAGGAACACUAGAAACAGAGGAGCCUUGCUUUUGCUAUUGUUCGGAGAAUACGUACGGUGAUGAAUGUGAAAAAAUUGAUUGUAGUCAACCGGAUAUUAAUGCUCAAACAUGUGCUUUGGAAAAUCAAUCAUUAUGCGGGCAAAGUGAAAUAUUUGCAUAUGCAUGUCUUCAUUUAUGUGGAAAAUGUUAA
Rotaria sp. Silwood2 is the source of this 1236-nucleotide messenger RNA. NCBI's taxonomy places the organism in Eukaryota, Metazoa, Rotifera, Eurotatoria, Philodinida, Philodinidae. The record is from the annotation of a GenBank genome assembly.